Brassica oleracea var. oleracea is the source of this 2170-nucleotide messenger RNA. RefSeq names its product SRSF protein kinase 2-like. Bases 424 to 2040 code for a protein of 538 amino acids. The transcript has 4 exons. Gene Ontology annotation, molecular function: protein kinase activity; ATP binding. The record is from RefSeq and is a predicted model, not a curated record. Lineage: Eukaryota; Viridiplantae; Streptophyta; Magnoliopsida; Brassicales; Brassicaceae. Gene Ontology annotation, biological process: spliceosomal complex assembly; regulation of mRNA processing; protein phosphorylation.
AUUAGGGAAUAAAAUCUCAUAAUUCUCCCCUAAUUAUUGUACUUUGUAGACACUUCUGUCUGAGAAAGAGUCAACGAAAGCCCUAAUCUGUUUUUGGACAGAGACACAACACUACCUCCUCCUGUCUUCUUCCUUCUGUCAUCAUAAUUCGUGUUCCAUUCCCACACUUAUGGUCGAUUCCUAAAACGUUGUAUCUGCAUUAAUUUGAUGCUCCAAAACCUCUGUCUACUUGGCUAUCUUCUUCUUAAAGUCUCCAACUUUUAGGGUUUUAAAGGGAUUUUCACAGAUCUCGAAAUCUCGCCUCGUCUUUAAUCGCUUGACUAUCUAUCGAGAUUCGCAACUACUAGCAUAGUUUCUCGAUUCGGGUCUCUCAUCUCCGUAAAAAAUCGUCUUUUUCUUCCUGGGUUUAGCUUAAUUCAAGCGAUGGCGGAUGAGAAAGACGGUGGACGCAUGAGUGACGCUAGCGAUUAUUCUUCAGAGGAUGAAGGAACAGAGGAUUACAGGAGAGGAGGCUACCAUGCCGUGCGAGUGGGCGAUACUUUCAAGAAUGGAUCUUAUGUGAUUCAGAGUAAGCUUGGUUGGGGUCACUUCUCCACUGUUUGGCUCGCUUGGGACACUCUCAAAUCACGUUAUGUAGCUUUGAAAAUCCAGAAGAGCGCACAGCACUACACUGAGGCAGCCAUGGACGAGAUCAAAAUCUUGAAACAGAUUGCGGAAGGUGACCCCGAAGACAAGAAGUGCGUUGUGAAGCUUCUUGAUCAUUUCAAGCACGCGGGUCCUAACGGGCAGCAUGUGUGCAUGGUCUUUGAGUAUUUGGGAGAUAAUCUCUUGUCUGUUAUCAAGUACAGCGACUACCGUGGUGUCCCUCUCAACAUGGUUAAAGAGCUUUGUUUCCAUAUCUUAGUCGGUUUGGAUUAUCUUCACCGCGAGCUUUCGAUUAUCCAUACCGAUAUCAAACCGGAGAAUAUUCUCCUCUGUUCCACCAUCAACCCUGAGGCAGAUGCUAGGAGAACCGGUGCUCCUCUUGUUCUUCCAACCGCUAAGGACAAGGCUGUUGCUGAGAAAGAGAAACCGAAGAGUUACACGUACAGUGCGGAUAUGACUAAGAACCAGAAGAAGAAGAUCCGUAAGAAAGCUAAUAAGAAGGUAGUGGUUGAAGAGGACGGUUCAGAGGAAAACGAGAGAGCUUCUAACUCCGAGGCGAAACCAAACGGAAACUCAACUGUGGAGGAGGGUUCAGAAGGGAGUUCCGAAAGAGCGAAAGAGGCAGAGAAUGUCGGCGAAAAGAGUCGGGGCAAUAGGAGAGGAAGUAGAGCUACUAGGCAGAAGUUGCUUGCGGAUGUUGAUAGGAAAUGCAAGCUGGUUGAUUUUGGGAAUGCUUGUUGGACUUAUAAGCAGUUCACGAGCGAUAUUCAGACAAGGCAGUAUCGAUGUCCUGAGGUUAUUCUUGGCUCAAAGUACUCAACCUCGGCGGAUAUGUGGUCUUUUGCAUGCAUUUGCUUCGAGCUUGCUACUGGAGAUGUUCUGUUUGAUCCUCACAGCGGUGAAAACUAUGAGAGGGAUGAGGAUCACUUGGCAUUGAUGAUGGAGCUUCUUGGGAUGAUGCCACGAAAGAUUGCAUUAGGAGGACGCUACUCGCGUGAUUACUUCAACCGGCAGGGUGAACUAAGGCACAUUAGGCGGUUGCGGUUCUGGCCACUGAGCAAGGUUUUAAUGGAGAAGUAUGAGUUCAGCGAGGAAGACGCGGUUGCUAUGCAAGAUUUCAUCACUCCCAUUCUUGAAUUUGCACCUGAGAAGAGACCUACUGCUGCUCAGUGCUUAACGCACCCUUGGCUGAAUCCUGUCCCUAGAUCACUUAAACCGUUACCGAGUCCACAAAAACCCAAAGAAGAAGAAGAUUCUACAGAUGAGAAUAAAGCCAAGGAGAAGGAUGAGAGGGAAGCCAUGGAGGUUGGCGUUGGGAAUAUAGCCAUUGAUGGGUCAGAGGAAAAGGUGUCAGCAAGAGCAGGUCGUCAAUCUGCUCGUGAUCUUCGCACUUGAGAAAACAAAGUUUUGGAUUUGUCUUUCGAAUCACUUCUUUGGAGAUCAAGGAUUUAGAGUGUGUUUGUUUUUUUUCUCCCUCGGCUUGUUGGAAACAAAAGAUUUGAAAUUUCAUUGGCUUUCGAACCAA